Molecule: messenger RNA, 468 nt
Organism: Echinostoma caproni
Lineage: Eukaryota; Metazoa; Platyhelminthes; Trematoda; Plagiorchiida; Echinostomatidae
Source: the annotation of a GenBank genome assembly
AUGCUUGACCUGUGCUGCCCUUUUGAAACUCUAUUUGUUUGUACCGGCAGAAUAGCAUCUCCACUGCUGAAAUCAUUCAGAAGACAGAAGGAACGAUCGUACAAAUCUAGAGACUCAUCGGCUGUCAAGCAUUACACCGACUUGAUCAAAGCUGAAAUCAAACGUCCCUCUGCCUCAUACGCCUCCCAGCUUCUACCAUGUAACAACAGUAAGCGAAUUUGGCAAGUUAUCAAAUUGCUGUUUGGGAUCGAAUCCAAAACGUCGGAUGGUACAACGGAUUUGGACAGUGUUAAUGCAGCAAUUAUCCACCCAUCAAGCGAUGCGAUCACGCCAUUUGUUCUGGACGAUGCCGUUCAAGUAGAGGCAGUUUCGAAAGAAGAAACUCUUGAGCUUUGGCGUACCGUGAAAACCACAUGCCGUGUUAGUCCCGAUGGUCUUUCAUCUUCCCUUCUGAGAUAUGGGGCCUAG